Messenger RNA from Aspergillus ruber CBS 135680, 950 nucleotides. It is a transcript of the gene spt4, whose product is annotated as transcription elongation factor SPT4. Gene Ontology annotation, biological process: positive regulation of DNA-templated transcription, elongation; regulation of transcription elongation by RNA polymerase II; chromatin organization. The coding region runs from base 127 to 489 and encodes 120 amino acids. Lineage: Eukaryota; Fungi; Ascomycota; Eurotiomycetes; Eurotiales; Aspergillaceae. The transcript is spliced from 4 exons. Gene Ontology annotation, molecular function: zinc ion binding; RNA polymerase II complex binding. Gene Ontology annotation, cellular component: DSIF complex; nucleus. The record is from RefSeq and is a predicted model, not a curated record.
GGCAUUUUGCGCGGUUCCAGAAUCGUCGGCCGCCGUUCUCCGUUCCUAGCUAGCACUGCUUCAACUUCCUCAUUCAAUAUAUCUAAGGAACAGCUAGCUUCUGGGGAACCCUAAAAAUCUAUUACAAUGACUUACUACGUCCCCCCAGGCCAACAGCGCACCCUCCGUGCCUGCAUGGUUUGCUCCCUCGUUCAGCUUCACAACAAAUUCAUGCGCGAAGGCUGCCCGAAUUGCGACAAUGUCCUCGGCCUACGCGGCAACAACGACGCCAUUCAAGAAUGCACAUCCCAGGUCUUCGAAGGCUUGAUUACGCUCAGCGAUCCGAAUACCAGCUGGGUGGCUAGGUGGCAGAGAUUGGACAGUUAUGUGCCAGGGACGUAUGCGGUUAAAGUUACGGGUUCGUUGCCCGACGAUGUGAUUUCGAAUUUGGAGGAUGCUGGUGUGAAGUAUAUUCCGAGAGAUGGAAGUACCGGCGAAGAGGAGCCUUGAUGGGACACCUGUUCCUUGCGCAUUGUUUUUAAAUGCUCGAUAUCCCCUCGAAAUACACUUACCACCGACUCGACCAAUGAAUUGACGGCGACGACGACCUUACCCGCUUUGAGGAACGCGUUGAGAAGGCAUAGGCUCGCAUAUCUGUUGCACAUACGGAGUUACGGUCAUGGUCUGGGUUAUACAUUUGCUUUUAGUUCAUCUGGGAUUAGCCAGGGGUUGUUUGUUGAAUCUUCGGUUUUCUUUCGCAUUUACAAUUUAGAAGGGUCUUGUCCUUAUUCGACUACCGAUCUCUUACGAUGAAACUGAUACCCGAGCAGGCGACUUGUGAGAACAGAAUUAAAUCAAUUGAGCGUUAAAUAUCAUGUCAUAAACAUCCGCCGGAAUGCGUGCAGAAACCCAUAUAACUCCGAAACAAGCCCAGGUAGUCAGGAAAUAACAAUCAAACAAGGAAAUUCAUC